This is a messenger RNA of Lucilia cuprina (Australian sheep blowfly), 1929 nucleotides long. Its product is annotated as thiamine transporter 1-like. The transcript has 7 exons. The coding region runs from base 466 to 1809 and encodes 447 amino acids. Gene Ontology annotation, cellular component: plasma membrane. Lineage: Eukaryota; Metazoa; Arthropoda; Insecta; Diptera; Calliphoridae. The record is from RefSeq and is a predicted model, not a curated record. Gene Ontology annotation, biological process: vitamin transport; transmembrane transport. Gene Ontology annotation, molecular function: vitamin transmembrane transporter activity.
AAGUGUUUUUUAUUAAAAAAAAAAGAAAAACAAAAAUAGAAUCAAAAUGUUACCGGCUUUUCAACAACGCGGUUAUACUGAAAAGGUCUACGGACUCAUGCAACAACGUUUUGAGUGAAAAAUUAUACACGAUCAUCGUAUGUUUCGUUUAAUUUAUUUUUUUUGGACAAUUUUUUUUAUUUGUAUAAUUUUGAUAACAUUGCACAUUUAACAACAAGCUGUUAAUUUGGCACAAUUUAAUAGAACGAGUACUUAACAACUAAUUCACUUCGAUUGACAAUAACUGUCUUUUUCUACGCGAACGAAGGUUCACCACUUGUCUGAUGAUAUUGUUAUAGUGGUGACUGUCAUUCUAAUGAAGUUUGAUUGUUUUGGAGAGAAAACUACUACAAAAUUUUUAAUUGAUUCAAAAAUAUAAUAUUGCUGAUUGUUUCGUUGGUUGCAAGUGUACAAGUAUAUACAUUCAUGGGUUGGCUUAAGAUAUUGUGUCUGUUGUGUGUUUUCGGAUUUGUACGUGAAAUACGUCCUUCUGAACCUUUUAUAACAGAAUAUUUAGCUGGACCAUGGCGCAAUAUAACAGAAGACCAGCUGAAUCGUCAAGUCUAUCCUAUGGGUACUUAUUCAUAUUUAGCACAAUUGGUUGUGGUAUUCCUGAUAACAGAUUUUUUACUUUAUAAACCUUUGAUAAUAACAAUGGGUGUAAUGGGUAUUAUAAUAUGGAGUAUGUUACUAUGGACUACCUCACUGGAGGCUUUAAUGACUCUGGAAUUUUUCUAUGGUACUUAUAUGGCAGCUGAAGUAGCAUAUUACACUUAUAUUUAUGCUAAAGUCGAUAAAAAACAUUAUCCCAAAGUAACCUCACACACAAGGGCGGCCAUGUUUGCGGGCAAACUGGUGGCUAGUAUAUCGUCACAAUUAUUAUUAACUUUUAAUGUUAUGGACUAUCGUGAUCUUAAUUAUAUAACUUUAGCAACACAAAUUAUAGCAGCAUUAUGGGCAUUCGUUUUGCCCAAAGUAGAUAGAAGUUUAUAUUUUCAUCGUAAGCCUUAUGUAAGUGAAAAAUCCAACGAAAUCACCCCACCUUCGCAGUCUAUAGAAAAUUGUAAUGCCGACGAUGAGAAAUCGGAUAAAUUACUCUUGGCUUCACCAACAAAAUUGCUAUGGUCACACUUUAGUAAUGCUUAUACAAAUAUUAAAGUUUUACAAUGGUCCAUUUGGUAUGCAGUGGGUUUAUGUGGCUAUUUACAGGUGAUAUCAUAUGUACAGUUGCUGUGGAAGGAUAUAAAACCUAAUCCAGAUAUUGCUUGGAAUGGAGCUGUAGAUGCCAUAUUUACCGCCUUGGCGGCUUUGUUUGCCUUAGGUGCUGGUUAUAUACAUGGUGGUCGUUUAAAGUCUCGUGCUAGUCUGGUGGUAUUAGCUAUUCUAUCGGCCCUGGAAGGUGGAGCCAUAUUAUUAUGCUGCUGGACAGACAAUAUUUUUGUUUCUUAUGCUGGUUACAUUAUAUUUGGAGCAUUAUAUGCUUUUACUAUUACAGUAGCAGGUGCUGAGGUGGCCCGCUAUUUAGAAGAGGAUAGUUUUGGUUUAGUAUUUGGCAUUAAUACUACUGUCGCUUUGAUUUUCCAGACUAUCUUAACAUUGGUGGUGAUAUCUGAAUCUGGCUUUGCAUUAUCCCCUAAAGGCCAAUUUACAGUUUAUGCUUUUUAUUUUAUUGUCGUUGGUAUUUUAUAUUUUAUUUUCGUUUUAUUUGAAUAUUUUAUGUCAAAAAGAACGAAGAAAAGCAACAGUGAUCUUAGUAUAGAACAAGAAUAGAUAAAUUAUUAUUGUUAUUUUUGUGAUAAGUUAAUAAUGAUUAGUUAAUUGGUAAAGACAUCUUUUGUUUAAAACUUUGUAAAUAAAUGCUAAAAGAAAUAUUUUAGAAAAUAUUAAGAA